Messenger RNA from Cuscuta europaea, 4542 nucleotides. NCBI's taxonomy places the organism in Eukaryota, Viridiplantae, Streptophyta, Magnoliopsida, Solanales, Convolvulaceae. The record is from the annotation of a GenBank genome assembly.
GUGACAUUUACAAUAUUCGAAAUACGGAUUUGACAUUUCAAUAUUGUGACUAUUUCAGGGACUAGAAGAGCGAUUUUCCUUAUUAUAAUUUCUAUAUGAAAAUAUGACAAGUAUAUAACUAAAAAUAUAAGUAGAUGAAAUGUGAAUUUUAAUACACUCUUACAAUUGUAAUUAAUAUAGUAACUAUAAUUACACUAAAAAGACAUUGUGGUGUCUCUCGUACACCCAAAGUAGGUACACUAACACUUUUGUGUACAUGCUUUUUUACCCCGGGCUGGGUCAGGGAGAGGGGUUCGAAGGAGCCUGGAGUAAAUUAUGGUAAAAAAAGUCCAAAGUAUUUCAUAUUAUGGUUACAAAAAAUACAUAUAUAUAGGUUUGGAAUAAAUUAAGUUUGACAACCAUAUUUGCUUUUAACUGAUUUCAUAUUUACACAUACAUAUAUGCUUUUUCAUAAAUACAUAUAUGCUUUUUCAUUCCGAUGACAACAAUUCUGAUGUGCCAUUAAAUUCUUCUAAUCACGUAAAAAAUUUGAGACAAUUACCUUUUAACUUUAAUUAGUCUAAAAGCACAAUCACCCUUUUACGAUUUUUUUGACACAGAAUGCCACACUCUCACCGUUUGAUAUGACAAUAAACAUACUUUUAUAAUUAAUGUCAUGAAUUGACCCUUAAAUGCGGCCCCUAUUUGUGCUUUACCAUUUAUCAAAUUUUAACAUGUGCUUCAAUUAUUUCAAUAUGACACUUUUAUAAAGAUUUACUCCCUUCGUCCCUAAUUUUUCUUUCAUAUUACAAGUAGCGCGAAAAUUAAGAUAGUGAGUAUUGCGUGGUGAGAGUUAUGCAAAGAAGAGAGAAAUGUGUAAUAACGUGUAAGAAUUGUUGUGUACAAAAAAUUCUUUGCCAAAGAGGGAAAGUGAAAGUUUACUUUGAGAUGCCCACAAAGGAAAGUUGGAAGUUUUUUAGGGAUGGAGGAAGUAUAAUUUAUGGUCUUAAUAGAAUCUUAUGAAUUGGGAAAAUUACAAUCAAUCAACCACACCAACUCUCAUUUCUAAUACAUGCACAACAUCUUACACAAUUUUUUUAUUUCUUAUUAUUUUUAUUGUUAUUCUUGUUUUUGUUAUGUCUCCGCAAAUAAAAAAGUUGAUGUAGUAUAUGUUAUACACUCCAGGGGUAUCAACUCUGUGUAGAGGAACCCCCACGAUCAACUAAGGCAAAUCCAAUUGAGCUUGAGCCCUCUGAGACUGAGCCCAAAACCAGUUCUCAUAUCUUCAAGAUAAGUCCAAAACUGCGGUAGAGACCGAGCUCACUUCUCAGUCCGAGGUCGAGAUCAAUUCUAGUGCAGCAACCUACCCUGAGGGCAAAUCUGGUGUUAGGUGCCCGAGAUCAGGGUUGUUCCUUAUGCAAGGCUUGAGGGCUUGGACCUCAGGAUCCAAAAUGUCUAAUGAAAUUAGGGCCCUAUUUAUUUCAUACCUUUACAUUAUACUCCUGGAUAUUUCUUGAAUGAGUUUAAAUCGUCCGCCUCGACAAGCCAUUGCGGUUUGCAAUUUGCAUAGGAGUGAAGGGCCGAUGGCAUGAAGUUGUUUGUUUCUUCGGCUUCUACACAGGGAAAACGGAUAGUUGUUCCAUCUUCUAUUACAGGUGGAGUUUUUUUUUACUCCAGGGGGCGUCUGAGGGAGGGGGCUGGGGGAGCUUGAAGUAAUCUGCUAGACUGAAACUCACUCUAUUGAGUUUCGACCGGAGACCUCCCGUAAGGGAGAGUGAGUCGGCGACCAACUAGGCUGGACCGCUUCCUCAAAAAAAGAGAACUAUCAGGAUGCUAUGGCCAUUUGUAGAUGGAUAGGCUACCUUGAUUUAUUUAUAACUUUCACAUGCAACCCAAAGCGGCCGGAUAUAAUUAGAUUUUUAAAUAAAAGAAAUCUUAAGCUAGAAGAUCGAUUGGAUAUUGUUUGUAUAGUCUUCAAAAUGAAGCUUGAUGGACUAAUCAAUGACUUCAGUCGAAAAAAAGUAUUUGGCACAGUUAAAGCAGGUAUGUUUAUAGCAACUAUUAUGUUAGAAAUAAAGUAUCUUGUAAUUAGUAUCAUAUAAAAUUUGAGUUUUUGUGCUUGCAGUUAUAUAUACACUAUUGAGUUUCAAAAGCGCGGAUUGCCUCAUGCUCAUAUAGUGUUGUUCCUCGACAAGAAUGAGAAAAUCCCUACAAUGGACUAUAUAGACACAAUCAUUUAGCUGAAAUCCCAUGUGAGAAGAAUGAUCCAGAGUAUUACAAUGUUGUGAAAGAUUAUAUGAUGCAUGGUCCGUGUGGAAAUGCGAAAAUGGACUCACGCUGUAUGGUAGAAGGACGUUGUUCAAAGUCUUUCCUAAGAAUUUUGUGAAUCAAACUUUUGUGGAUGAUGAUGGAUAUCCAGUGUAUAGACGAAGAGAUGACAGUCGAAUAGUUGAGAAAAAUGGUGUGCCACUUGACAAUCGAUAUGUAGUGCCCCACAAUAGACAUUUAUUGCUCAAGUACGCAGCACACAUGAACGUCGAGUGGUGUAACCACUCAAGAUCUAUUAAAUACUUAUUCAAAUAUGUGAAUAAGGGUAACGAUAGGGUGACUGCAGCAUUUUACGAAAGUGGAAAUGGAGAUGACGAAAGGGGUAAUGUGGAUGAAGUCCAAACGUACUACGAUUGCAGAUAUGUGUCUCCAUGUGAAGCUGUUUGGAGGUCUUCGGGUUUUGAAAUCUAGUAUAGUAGUGUUCCGAUGGACAUGUUGAGGUUUCAUCUUCAAGAUGAGCAAAAUGUCUAUUUCGAUUAUUUUGAUCCUAUUGACGAAGUUGUUCAUAGAGAAACAGUGUAACAUAGUAUGCUUUUGGCUUGGUUCAAAGCAAAUCAAGUUUAUCCUGAAGCACGAGAAUUGACAUAUGCUGAGAUGCCAAAUGAAGUUCAUUUGGAAACAAGCAACUAGAGAAUGGGUAUCAAGGAAGAAAGGUUUUGCAAUAGGACGGGUAUUGUACAUACCGCCUGGAUGUGGUGAACAAUUCUACUUUAGAUGUCUUCUUAAUGUAGUUUGUGGUCCAACGUGUUUUGAAGAUCUUAUGAAGGUAGAUGGUGUGCAAUAUAAGUCUUUUCGUGAUGCUUUCUAGGAAUUGGGGUUGCUGGAAGAUGAUAAGGAAUACAUUGAUGCCAUUGAUGAAGCAAGUUUUUGGGCAACUGCAUAUGCUUUGCGUAGACUUUUUGUUGCACUUUUGAUUGUUGAUUGCCUAAGCAGACCUGAAGAAGUUUGGGACAAAUGCUGGACUUAUUUGUCCGAUGACAUUCUCUACAGACAACAUUUGAUGUUCGACCAUCGUGAUCUCAUUUUGAGUGAAGAUGAAAUAAAGAACUACACGUUGUUUGAAAUUGAAAAAUUGUUGGGUCAUUGUGGAAAGAGUUUAGAAGAUUAUGAGGGAAUGCCAACUCUAGAUUCUAAGUUUUUAUUCACCAAUUAAUAGGAAUCGACUGGUGUAUGAUGAAUUAAGGUAUGCCAGGAUGUCUUUGCUUGAAGAACAUAAAAAAAUGUCAGAUAGUCUGAAUGAUGAACAGUUCAAUGUUUACGAAACGGUGCUCAAAGCCAUUGAUUCAAGUGAAGGUGGAGUGUUCUUUGUGUAUGGAUAUGGAGGAACAGGAAAAACAUUCGCGCGGAAAACUCUUUCUGCAGCUAUACGAUCCAAUGUAGAAAUUGUUUUAAAUGUUACUUCAAGUGGCAUCACAUCUCUUCUCUUGCCCGACGGUAGAACUGCACAUUCUCGAUUUAAAAUUCCAAUCAAUCAAAAUGAAAAUUCUACUUGCAAUAUCAAGCAAGGAAGUGCACUUGCUGAGCUUAUUGUGAAGUGCAAACUAAUAAUCUGAUAUGAAGCUCCAAUGGUACACAAACAUUGUUUUGAGGCUUUGGAUCGUACGUUUCGUGAUAUUUUACGUUUUACAAACCCACUGAGUCUAGAUUUGCCAUUUGGAGGAAGAACUGUGGUGUUUGGGGGAGAUUUUAGACAAAUUCUUCCUGUUAUACCAAAAGGAACAAGGCAAGAUAUAGUUAAUGCAACUAUACACUCUUCUUAUUUAUGGAGAUAUGUAAGAGUGUUGAGACUAACCAAGAAUGUGAGGCUUCUUCACGGAGAUUUUAGUCAAGCGCCUGAAGAUCUAUUUUCCUUUAUCAAGUGGAUUGCGGACAUUGAAGAUGAUUUUUUUGUGGCGAUAAUGAUGGUUGUGUUGAUAUAAAAAUUCCUGAUGAUCUGUUGAGUAAAGGUUAUGAUGAUCCAAUUACAUCAAUUGUUCAAAGCACUUAUCCUGAAUUUGUAACGAGUGGAGAUGAUCCCAGUUACUUAGAAAAGAGAGCAAUUUUGGCUCCAACACUUGAUGAUGUUGAUGUGAUCAAUGAUUACAUGCUUAGAAUGAAUGACGAUGAAUUAAGAACAUAUCUUAGUUCAGAUAGUCCGUGUAAAUCAGAUGCAAAUAUCGAUUUCUUAGCCGACCUUCAUACUCCCGAAUUUUUAAAUGGGAUAAGAGCUUCUCGAGUUCCAAAUCAUAAAUUGCA